ACUCCCCUGCUGGUGGCAGCAGCAGCUGCAGCCCCGGAGAUUGUGCGGGACCUGCUUGUCCUGGGGGCCAACCCUGAUGCCGCCGACCACGGGGGCCGCACGGCGCUGCACCUGGCUGCAGCCUAUGGGCACCCCGAAAUCCUCCAGGCCAUGAUGUCCUCAGGGGUUCCUGUCAACGUGGAGGCCAGAAAUUUUGAGGGCCAGACCCCUCUGCACUGCGCUGUGCUGGCCCACAACGCCUCGCUGCAGGGAGGGCACAGCCCCGUGGGGGGCUCUGCAGGGGGGUCCCCCACUCCCCAGGACCGAUUCCGCUGUGUGGAGCUGCUCCUGCUGAUGGGGGCAGACAGCAGCAGCCAGGACACCAAAAGCAGCCUGACAGCUCUGCACCUGGCUGUGAGGGGAGGCAACCUUGCCCUGGCCCACCUGCUGCUGCGCCAGCCUGGCAUGGCCCCCCGCCUGGUCAACAUGAAGGCCCACGGGAACACCCCCCUGCACAUGGCAGCAGCACUGCCUGG
Molecule: messenger RNA, 515 nt
Organism: Zonotrichia albicollis (white-throated sparrow)
Lineage: Eukaryota; Metazoa; Chordata; Aves; Passeriformes; Passerellidae
Source: RefSeq, a predicted model, not a curated record